Tachyglossus aculeatus (Australian echidna) is the source of this 1756-nucleotide messenger RNA. It is a transcript of the gene HEXD, whose product is annotated as hexosaminidase D. The coding region runs from base 37 to 1467 and encodes 476 amino acids. The transcript is spliced from 12 exons. NCBI's taxonomy places the organism in Eukaryota, Metazoa, Chordata, Mammalia, Monotremata, Tachyglossidae. Gene Ontology annotation, molecular function: hexosaminidase activity. The record is from RefSeq and is a predicted model, not a curated record. Gene Ontology annotation, biological process: carbohydrate metabolic process.
GAGAGCCCUGGCUGGCGGGGCGGCCACCGGACCGGCAUGGCCGCGCCCUCCCCUUUUCCCCAGCAGCUGGUGCAUCUGGACCUCAAGGGAGCCCCACCGAGGGUCUCAUACCUGGCAGAGAUCUUCCCUCUCUUCCGCGCCCUCGGGGCAAGCGGCCUGCUAGUGGAGUAUGAGGACAUGUUCCCCUAUGACGGCCCCCUGCGACUGCUGCAGGCCACCCACGCCUACAGCCCCUCCGAGAUCCAGGAGAUCCUACUCCUGGCCCAACGGCAUGAGCUCGAGGUCAUACCCCUGGUGCAGACCUUCGGACACAUGGAGUUCGUCCUGAAACACAAGGAGUUCUCUCACCUGCGGGAGGUGGAUGCGUUCCCCAACGCGCUGAACCCCCACCAGGAGGAUUCGCUGGUGCUGGUCGGCACCAUGAUUGACCAAGUGAUGGCGCUGCACAGAGGCGCCCGCUGGUUCCACAUCGGGUCCGAUGAGGUGUACUACCUCGGUGAAGGGGAGGCCUCAAGGCAGUGGCUGCAGCAGGGGCAGAACGACGUGGCAAAGCUGUGCCUGACGCAGGUGGCGGCAGUAGCCCGGAGGGUGCUGACCGCGCACCCGGCCGUGAAGCCCAUCGUGUGGGAUGACAUGCUCCGGGGCAUCGGUGAGCAGAGCCUCACAGAGUCAGGGAUCGCCCAGUUGGUGGAGCCCAUGAUCUGGGACUACGUGGCUGACCUUGAUGUGGAGGGCAAAGUGGCCCUCAUGGAGAAGUACCAGCGCUGUGGAUUCACCAAGCUGUGGGCGGCCAGUGCCUUUAAAGGGGCCACCGGAGUCAACCAGUCACUGACGCCCAUCGGCCACCACCUUAGAAACCAUGUCCAGUGGCUGAAGGUUGCAGACCGUGGACCCGUGGGCAUGCUUCAAGGCAUCGCGCUGACCGGCUGGCAGCGGUACGACCACUUCGCCGUGCUGUGUGAGCUGCUGCCUGUGGGGAUCCCUUCCCUGGCCGUGUGCCUGCAGACGCUCCAACACGGUAUGGGAGGCUAUUCUGAAAAGGUCAAGGAUGUGGCAGGAAAACUCUUGGGAACGUCAAAUCUGGAAGUUGAUGUUUUCAUGAGGGAUGAUCUCGGGACCUUUCCUGGCAGCGAUGUCCUCGCUUUGGUGACCCAGAUCAGCUUCCACCUGCGGUGCUCCGUGGAAGAGCUGCUGGAGAGGAACAGGUAUGUGACAGGCUGGUUCAGCCCCUUCCAUCGAAAGAGGAAGCUGAUUCAUCCCGUCAUGAUACAGCACUUCCAACCAGAGGCGCUAAGCCUUCUGGCCCAAUGGGAGGCGGUCCGGCAAGAGCUGCAAGUGGCCCUGGAGCGAAUCCUGUACCCGGAUGCGGUGGAAGAGUGGAUGGAAGAGAAUGUCCACCCCCUGAUCCAAAGGCUCCAGGAUCUGCUGCGGGACUUGGACAGAGCAAUGGAGGCAACAGACACCUGAGCCCCGGAGCUGCCUGGCUCAGACCAAAUCCGGGAGACUGCGGCCGGUCGGUCCCGAGGCCCAGUGCUGGCCAGGGGCUGACCACCCCAGUUCCGGUGCCCACUCUGCGAACAUGUUGGGGAAUGCAGACCCUUGGACCCUUUCAAUGAGCCAGCCAGCCAUGAUGCCAGACUCUGAGUACAGAGUUGGUGGGGGAAUGGAGGGAGGGAGGGAGGAAGGUUGGGCUUGACCCAGGUGUUGUGAUCUGCCUCCUGGUUGGGAUCUGGGGAAGUAAAACCACUAAUCCGGA